AUGGACGUCCUUAAAGAAACAGUAGAAUCAAUCAUCCUCAACCCGGAUCUUGCCCCUCUUCUCGCCAUCCUCAAAGCCGCCCGAAAUGGCGCUGUCUACGGGGCCAAAGUUCGGUUCCCUCAUGCGUUGGUCAUGGUCUUCUUAUUUCGAUCCGGGACCUUUCGAGAAAAGAUCCGCCUUGUGUUAAAAGCUACCCGACAACACGCGCGAAAUCUUGCAACCUUUGCAACCAUUUACAAGUCCUCCAUGCUGGUAUUAAGAUUACUCAACCCAGUGAACCCGGGAAAAGAGGGACCAUAUGAUUCUUUCUUCGCCGGAUUGUUGGGAGGAUACACCGUUUUUGGCCGAUCACACAGCAGUGUGAGCCAGCAAAUCGUCAUUUAUGUCUUUGCUCGAGUAAUACUGGCAUUGGCCAAACUCAGCAUCGAACCUCCUAGUGCUACUAGUUCAACGCCGACACCCACGUUAUGGACACAAAGGUUAUCGCCCGGCGUGAGAGCAAAAAUUCAAGAUAAUGCCUGGCCGGUUUUUGCCAGUUUGAGUUGGGCUUUUAUCAUGUACAUCUUCCGAUGGCAACCAGAAAGCAUUCAACCUAGUUUGAGGAGCAGCAUGAAAUACAUAUAUGUCAAUUCGGAUUACUGGGACUCUUUCAAGAAUUUCCUCAUCCACAAUACUUAG
Molecule: messenger RNA, 678 nt
Organism: Rhinocladiella mackenziei CBS 650.93
Lineage: Eukaryota; Fungi; Ascomycota; Eurotiomycetes; Chaetothyriales; Herpotrichiellaceae
Exons: 4
Coding region: 1-678 (225 amino acids)
Cellular component (GO): peroxisomal membrane
Source: RefSeq, a predicted model, not a curated record